AUGCUGACCCGCCUGUUCAGCGAGCCCGGCCUCCUCUCGGACGUGCCCAAGUUCGCCAGCUGGGGCGACGGCGACGACGACGAGCCGAGGAGCGACAAGGGCGACGCGCCGCCGCCACCUCCUCCUGCGCCCGGGCCGGGGGCUCCCGGGCCCGCCCGGGCCGCCAAGCCGGUCCCCCUCCGCGGAGAAGAGGUGUCGGAGGCCACGCUAGCAGAGGUCAAGGAGGAAGGCGAGCUGGGGGGCGAGGAGGAGGAGGAAGAGGAGGAGGAGGAAGGGCUGGACGAGGCGGAGGGCGAGCGGCCCAAGAAGCGCGGGCCCAAGAAGCGCAAGAUGACCAAGGCGCGCCUGGAGCGCUCCAAGCUGCGGCGGCAGAAGGCGAACGCGCGGGAGCGCAACCGUAUGCACGACCUGAACGCCGCGCUGGACAACCUGCGCAAGGUGGUGCCCUGCUACUCCAAGACGCAGAAGCUGUCCAAGAUCGAGACGCUGCGCCUCGCCAAGAACUACAUCUGGGCGCUCUCGGAGAUCCUGCGCUCCGGCAAGCGGCCGGACCUGGUGUCCUACGUGCAGACGCUGUGCAAGGGUCUGUCACAGCCCACCACCAACCUGGUGGCCGGCUGCCUGCAGCUCAACUCGCGCAACUUCCUCACGGAGCAGGGCGCCGACGGCGCGGGCCGCUUCCACGGCUCCGGCGGCCCGUUCGCCAUGCACCCCUACCCGUACCCGUGCUCGCGCUUGGCGGGCGCACAGUGCCAGGCGGCCGGCGGCCUGGGCGGCGGCGCGGCGCACGCCCUGCGGACCCACGGCUACUGUGCCGCCUACGAGACGCUGUACGCGGCUGCGGGCGGCGGCGGCGCGAGCCCGGACUACAACAGCUCCGAGUACGAGGGCCCGCUCAGCCCCCCGCUCUGCCUCAAUGGCAACUUCUCGCUCAAGCAGGACUCGUCGCCCGACCACGAGAAGAGCUACCACUACUCUAUGCACUACUCGGCGCUGCCGGGCUCGCGGCCCGCGGGCCACGGGCUGGUCUUCGGCUCGUCGGCUGUGCGCGGGGGCGUCCACUCUGAGAAUCUCUUGUCUUACGAUAUGCACCUUCACCACGACCGGGGCCCCAUGUACGAGGAGCUCAAUGCGUUUUUCCAUAACUGA
This is a messenger RNA of Lepus europaeus (European hare), 1149 nucleotides long. It is a transcript of the gene NEUROD2, whose product is annotated as neuronal differentiation 2. The record is from RefSeq and is a predicted model, not a curated record. Gene Ontology annotation, molecular function: protein dimerization activity. NCBI's taxonomy places the organism in Eukaryota, Metazoa, Chordata, Mammalia, Lagomorpha, Leporidae. The transcript has a single exon. The coding region runs from base 1 to 1149 and encodes 382 amino acids. Gene Ontology annotation, biological process: regulation of DNA-templated transcription; nervous system development.